AUGCUCGUUGAAGUCGUUCACACAACAAUUUUUAUAUCGAAUGGCUUUGAUUAUCCUGAGUACGUCCCGAUGUGGUAUCCUCUGGACACAAGUGAGUUAUUUUACAUAUACAUACUCAUGAAGUUCGAAGAGACCUCCACAUUUGAGUUAGAGUUUGUUGCCAAAAAGCAAAAUUGGGUCAGGAGAGAAGACUGCAUUGUCGAUGUCAUCUUAACUAGUCGGUUCGCAAAGCAAUGAGUUGUUUCGCGCUGCUGCUCCCUGUAUUUUUAUGGGACUGUGCAAACGCCAAAAAUUUCUCCCUCGACCUUUCAAAUGGGCUAGUGAACAAAUUGCACAAGUCAAUGUACAGGAAGUCACAAGUAAUCAAAGCCAAUACAUAUUUGCUUUACAAUGGUUUUGAUGAUGAAGACUUUGUUUUCGGGAUAAAUAGGCUCUUGAGACCUUUCAAACAGUAUGUCAAAGAAGAUUCUGUUGCAUGGGAGUUUGUUGCAACCUUUUGACAAGUUUUGAGAAUUGAUUUCCCCCAAAAAACACCUUUGAUAAUAUUCGGUUUUGACGGUAUCUGUAAAAAUAUCUUCCCUAAAGCUGCUAGGAAAAUUAAUGGGAGCACGAUAAAAAAUGGUAACUCUUUACUCCUUUCGCUAACAGACUUUUCAGCCCUCCUAGUUUUUCUGGCGCAUCUCAUCGCUCAAGUCGUUGAACGCAUUAUUGCCACCGUUCUGGUUGGCUCCUACGAUGAAAUUGGACGGGGAUUUCCAUUCAUUGCAGUUGUUAUUAUCGUUUGUCAGGUAGGUACUGUUGUUUACAAUUAAAUUUCCGUUGUUAUGGAUCAAAAGGCAAGACUAAUAGAAUUUGGGAAUGUAUUCACAAUUAUAAUAUUUAUGACAUUUUCAGUGGCUUUAUGGAAUUGCCAGCUUCUGUAUCCUUCAAACCUAUGUAAUCAAAUACAUAAAAGUGGUUCAAAGUUUGGUUGAAAUAGCGUUUACCGUAGCUGUAAGUGCUAUAUUGGGCUUUUGAAGAGUUGAAAGCUUUGGCCAUUUUGGGAAAUCGUGGCUAAUUUGAUAAAAAAAAAUUUUGCAGGUUUACUUCCUUCUGCCCUACAUUUCCCAACGAGUCUACAACAAGUACAAGCCAACUGGAUCAAGAGCUCCGUCUAAAACAAGAGCCCGUCCAUACGCCUCACUUUCUCUUCGCUAUGAAACUUUUGAGAACCUUAAAGCCGCCACAAUUACUGCCAAAAUUACUGUGAUUCAGAUAAUUACGAACAUUCUAACAUUUUUACUUCAUGCCUGGGGCAAGAACAUGCAGCGGAACACCUUUGAAUGGCUAAUUACAAUGAAGGCCAUUCAUGGCAUUAUUUAUGCGUCGGUAAGGAAAAAUUGCUCCCCGACUUCUUGCACUCUCUCGUCGGCAAAGAUCGCUGACUAUCCCAGCUGCUUUUAGGGACCAAAUUUACAGAAACGAUUUCAUACAUUGCCUAUGUAUGAAUACUAGGCCCUAGCUGUCUGCAAAAUUUACAGAAAAUUUGUGGACUCUUUCCUUAUGAGAUGUAUAGAGUUCAAAUUCAGCUUGACGAACAACAAGCCCUAGGCAGUCCUCAUUACCCGACUUGGCCGUCGAAUUUCUGUAAUUUCAUAUUUAGUUGCUCUGCUACUUCAUAAUAAAUUAGACAUGUCUGAUCAACAACAACAAAAAAUCUUAAAUUUUUAGGCGAUCUCCCAACAAGUAAUCGUUUUGAUGGAGCUGUCAUACGGCGAACGGCAGAUUGUCCCGUGCAAGGUUGAGCCGUUGUCAGUGGAGAAACAACAGAACUUGUAUUUCGAACAGUAUUCCAAUCAAUGGAAUAUGCAGAUGAAAACAUGA
This is a messenger RNA of Bursaphelenchus xylophilus (pine wood nematode), 1863 nucleotides long. Lineage: Eukaryota; Metazoa; Nematoda; Chromadorea; Rhabditida; Aphelenchoididae. The record is from the annotation of a GenBank genome assembly.